This is a messenger RNA of Annulohypoxylon maeteangense, 1959 nucleotides long. RefSeq names its product P-loop containing nucleoside triphosphate hydrolase protein. NCBI's taxonomy places the organism in Eukaryota, Fungi, Ascomycota, Sordariomycetes, Xylariales, Hypoxylaceae. The coding region runs from base 48 to 1886 and encodes 612 amino acids. The transcript has a single exon. The record is from RefSeq and is a predicted model, not a curated record. Gene Ontology annotation, molecular function: nucleic acid binding; ATP binding.
GCAAUACCCGCCACGACAGACAUCGAGGUCGAGGUUAGUUCCGCAGAAUGCGUUCUUUCCUGUCGGCGCCUAUAUGCCCAGCAUGUCAAUUCGCAGCGAAUAGUCGAGCCGUUAUCCCAUUCAUCUCUCGAACAUGGCCAACACAAAGAUUCUUCUCCGGUCGAGCAAGAGCUGGUCCCUCGAGAAUGGUAUUAUCUGAUCGCGUUGCACGCCCCCCAAGACGAGAUGCCCAAGAUCACGACAGCUCAACACCUCACCGAAGGUCACAAGGGCCGUUUGGUGGCAUGAAUCAGACAUAUGCAAACAUACGAGAGCCUACAUCGAGAAACUCGUUCCGAAAGAACGACGAUAGAAGUGGUGGGGAUAGGAGGGGUGGACAAAAUGAUGAACGGCGGAACAAGGCUAUGAAAAUGCGGGGCUCAUUGGCGACAAUAUCAUAUGGACACAGGACGAGGACGAAGGCAGGCAUGACAGAACUAGAAUCGUUCGAUAAAUUCGACCUUUUACCCUCCAUCAAAGAAGCUAUAUCUCAGGAUGUGCUGAAAGGUAUGGUCGGUAUUAAACCUACUCCUAUCCAACGACUUGCCAUCCCAGCCUUACUAGGCCAGACUGAGAGUAGGCGAUCUUUCCGAUCAAAUAAAUCCAAUGAGAGGCAGGAAUUCUUGCUGGCAGCGGAAACCGGUUCGGGCAAGACUAUGGCAUAUCUUUUGCCAGUAAUUGAUGCCCUCAAGAAAGCCGAGGCGGCUGAUCCUGCUAUUGCAGCUUACCAAGAGUACUUCACGAAACAGAUGAAGGAAAUGAAAGAGCCAGGAUAUACCGGUCCCCGCGAAUUUGAUCCUCAUCCAACAACAGCAAGGCCAAGAGUUGUUGUGUUGGUACCAACGGCUGAACUAGUUGAACAGGUAGGCAGCGUUGCUAAGAACUUGUCUCAUCUGGUCAAAUUUAGAGCGAGUCUUUUCUCUGCCAACAUUUCGGCCCUGGUCAUAAACUCGAACAUGUACAAGCCCUCGGGGAUCGACCUCAUCGUGUCGACGCCUCACUUAUUGGCAUCGAUGGCUGAUUCGGAUCCUAAUAUUCUAUCUAGGGUUAGUCAUCUGGUAGUUGACGAGGCCGAUUCUCUCUUCGAUCGUAGUUUUGCCCCUGUAACAACGGCUAUCCUAGAUCGCGCGCUGCCAUCUAUGAAACAACUCAUCCUAUGUUCCGCCACCAUCCCCAAAAAACUUGAAAGCUACUUAACUUCCGAAUUCCCGGCCAUGGUCCGACUCACCACACCCAAUCUUCACGCCAUCCCUCGACGUGUCCAACUAGGAGUCAUCGACGUGGUGAAGGACCCUUAUCGAAAUAACAAGGACCUUGCUUGCGCGGACGCUAUCUGGACUAUCGGCAAAGAUUCCGCGCGUCACGAGAGUUCCGUGCCUGGAGAGGUAGACGUUAAGCGUAUCAUGGUUUUCGUCAACGAACGCGAAAAGACGCAGGAAGUAGCCAACUACCUCGUUUCGAAGGGGAUCGAUGCUGUUGCGCUUCACCGGGACACUGCUGAGCACCGGCAGUCAGAGAUGCUGGGCUCAUUCACGACUAAUGAACCGAUGAAGGCCGCAAUUGACAAGUCGCCGGUCCCGCCACCCGGCAAGGGGCGGCGGAUUUUGCCCAACACUAAAGUUAUCGUAGCUACAGACCUAGCCUCGCGAGGAAUCGAUACCUUAGCAGUUCGUCACGUAAUAUUGUAUGACGUACCUCAUAGCACCAUCGAUUUCAUACACCGGCUAGGCCGCGCGGGUCGUAUGGGUAGAAGGGGACGAGGAGUCGUGCUUGUAGGCAAAGAUGACCGGAAAGAUAUCGUGGCUGAGGUCAGGGAAAGCAUGUUUAUGGGUCAGGCGCUUAUCUAGAGGCGGACAACUGUACAAAGUCAGCAGUGUGCAAUUCUGUAUAAUAGGAACCUGUAUAUCAACUCUAUGAACC